UGGCAACAGAGGCUAAACAAAAGGCUCGCAGCUAGCGGGCUGAUUUGCCUGGCUGGGUUCAAGAUGAGCCGACCUGGCAGCAGACCUGAUGAAAGAGGGGUCAACAAAAAUGGAGACCCAGGAGGUCAUCUCUCCGUGCUUACCGACACUUUGACCGCAGCAGUGAGACCUGAAACAAGGCUAUUGUCUGCCUUCAAGAGAGACAUUGACGUCAGGAAGGUUUACCUGGCAGGGAGAGAGUAUUACAGCGAGGAAGGGAAGACCUUUGAACUGCGUCUUGUUGGAAAAAUAAAGCAGCAGCUAAGCGCUGAUACCACUCUACGUCCGGAGUAUCCACCUUGUUUUGGUUUGACAGAAUUCAGCCAGCAAGCCACAGAUGUUGCUUUGGGGAAGAGCUCUCGGGCUGUAAUCGAGAACCGGGUAUUAGGUGUCCAGACUCCCGGUUUUACUGCUGCUGUUCGUCUUGGGGCAGAACUCUUGAAACACUGGUAUGAUGCCUGUGCUGCUUGGUGCGGGCCCGUCUACCUCUCUUCCCCUUGUGAUGACUCACUGGCUGGUAUCUUCCAGGCAGCAGGGAUCCAAGAUAUCUGUGAGUAUUAUUACUGGGAUGACAAGCAGCGGGGCGUUUGUUUGGAGAAGCUUCUGGAGGAUCUGGAGAGGGCUCCGGAGCGAAGUGUUGUUGUUCUCUCAGCAUCUGCCCACUACCCAACCGGAGCAGACCUUUCUCAGAAUCAAUGGGCUGUGAUUACUCAACUCGUCAUGAGGCGUAGGCUUUUCCCUUUCCUCUUGCUGCCUGCCCAGGCACUCUGCAAUGGAGAUUUAGAGCGGGAUGCCUGGCCUGUACAGUACUGUGCAUCGCAGGGGAUGGAGCUCCUCUGUGCUCAGUCGUUCUCCCACUGCUUUGGACUAUAUGGUGAAGCUGUCGGACACCUCUUGUGCGUCUCGAAGCAGAACUCACACCGGUUAUCUGUGCAGUCUAAAGCUGACAAAAUAGUCCGAUCCCUGUGGGCCCAGCCAUCUGUCGGAGGAGCACAUGUUGUUGCCACAGUGCUCAGUAACCCAGCCCAUCUUGUUGAAUGGCAGAGAGAAGUAAAGUGCAUUGUGGAGAGAUGUAUGCUGAUCAGAAACAUUUUGAGAGAAAGGCUGAGACUUUUGGGAACUCCAGGCUGCUGGGAUCACCUGACUCAACAAGGUGGACUCUUCUGCUGUACAGGCUUGAAUGGUCAGCAGGUAGAAUUUCUGUCGAACAGGAGACACGUGUACCUGCUCCCUGGUGGCUGUCUAAAUGUCAGUGCAAUCAACGGUGGUAACUUGGACUAUAUAACCGAGUCUAUCCAUCUGGCUCUGACCACUUCACUCUGACCAUGUGGCUUUUGAUCAUUAAAUCAGUGUCCUAGUGGCUUUUCAGCCUGACUGAACUUUUCAUUAGUCACAUUGAAAGGCUCAAUUUCAAGUUCAUCAUAGUGUUUCAGCUCCAGCUAUUGCACAGUAAAUGCUGUUAAUCAUACAGAAAAAAUGUAUGGAAUUAUAGGUUUGCUUUUUGCAUUGCUGCUUACUUUUCUUGACAGAGGUCCAAUUAUUAGUAAUUGUGACACAGACCAGACUGUUAUGACCCUUCAAUUGAGAAAACAUGAGUAUGAGAUGAGUUCAGGUGUCCUGUGUGUGGUAUAUGUAGAGUGGUGAAAGAAGUACUCAGAUAUUUCACUUAGUCAAAGUAGCAAUACCACAGUACAAGUAAAAGUCCUGCAUUCAGAAAAGAAUAUUAACAUUAAAGAACACUUAAAUUAUCAUAAUAAAAAGUACUCGAUAUGCAGAAUGGCCCAUUUUAGAAUAAUGGAUAUCAUAUUAUUGGAUUAUGAUUAUUGAUGGUGAUUAAUGUACGCAUUGCUUUAAUGUUGCAGCUGGUAAAGGUGGGGAUACAUUUAAUUAAUUGAUGUACAGCUGGGUAGCUUUUGCAUAUGAAUAAAGUAUUGUCUUAGCCUAUAAUAAUACAUCAUCAUUUAUUUGUUGAAUAUAUUUUGUAUAGAAUUACAGUAAAGUAGCAGAAAAUUGUACUUAAGACAGAAAUGUGAAUGUACUUUCUUAUUUUCCACCACUGUCUAUAUCAAAUGAAACAAUAUGAGUGCAGUGGAUUCUUUUGUUACAGUUUUGUUCCUUUAUCUGCUGUAAAACACUGCCAGUCACUUAAAGACUUACACACUAAACUGUAUAUUUUAUAUUUAUACAUGAUAUUGUUUUGGUGUUUAUUUGUUGUAGUCUGCCAGAACCAGGCAAUAAGUCUAUAAGGCUAAAGCCAGCAGCUUGUUAGCUUAACUCAUUAGCUUAGCUCUGUCCAAAUAUAACAAAAUCCAUCUAAAAUGACCUCCAGAAGCUCAAAAUCAGCAUAUUAGAUUUGGUUUGAUUAAUCGAUACAAGUUAUGUGUGUGACAGAAUGACAAACCACAAAUUGUUUUGUUUUUUUUAAGCUUCAGGUUUUGUUGUGAUUAAACAAAUUAGAUAUAACAUUUGAAUUACUCAGUUGUAGAAGUGUUGGCUGCUUCCCCCAUUUGUCUGUAAUGUAGGCUAAGAGGCUGCUUGCUUUUCGAUCAAUUAGAUCAAUCUUCUCAUCAGACUCUCUGCAAGAAAGUGAUUACCAGUAAGUGCAUUCCCCAUGAUGUCGAACUUUUAUUUUCCAUAUGUAGUAGACUUGCAUGUGAGGUUAAUGUCAUGAAUGGGUGUGUGUCACUUUACGUUAAUCUGAGUUGAUUGAUUUGCUCUAGAUGGAAUUUUGUGAAAUCAAAAGAAGGUAUAGCAUCUUUUAGUGGCUAUAUACUGUGCUUUGUUAGUAACAACAUGUUCUGUACAGUAGGUGAUGAUCACACUCACCAGCACUCUUUAAAACAAGGUGAAUCAAGAGCUUAAUGGUCCAAGAGUAACCUUUAGAGGGAUCAGCCUUAGACAAACCGCCAUAUAUUGCUUACUGCAUCCAAAGCAAAAGGGUGCUCUCUUUCUUGCUUCAAGGAUUCCUUUCAGUGUCUGUGAACAUCCGUCAGAAACAUAAAUCUCUCUAUUGAAAACACAUGCUGUGUACGCAGCAGAUCUCAGCUGCAUUUAUAAUUCAUGUGUUUGCUGAAUAAACAAGCUUGACUUUAAA
This is a messenger RNA of Dicentrarchus labrax (European seabass), 3133 nucleotides long. It is a transcript of the gene got1l1, whose product is annotated as glutamic-oxaloacetic transaminase 1 like 1. Gene Ontology annotation, molecular function: pyridoxal phosphate binding; L-aspartate:2-oxoglutarate transaminase activity. The record is from RefSeq and is a predicted model, not a curated record. Lineage: Eukaryota; Metazoa; Chordata; Actinopteri; Moronidae. Gene Ontology annotation, biological process: L-aspartate biosynthetic process. The coding region runs from base 64 to 1362 and encodes 432 amino acids. The transcript has 8 exons. Gene Ontology annotation, cellular component: cytosol.